Molecule: messenger RNA, 1590 nt
Organism: Armigeres subalbatus
Lineage: Eukaryota; Metazoa; Arthropoda; Insecta; Diptera; Culicidae
Exons: 2
Coding region: 1-1590 (529 amino acids)
Source: RefSeq, a predicted model, not a curated record
AUGGACAGCAAGCUAAACUUCAACGAGCAUAUUACCACGACAAUCGCAAAGGAUUUCGCUGUACUCAGCAUCUUUCGUCGCAACGCAUCCAAGUUUCGUGACGUGUACGCGCUGAAGGUACUGUACUGUUCGCUUGUUCAGAAGUAUUCUAGAAUAUGGUGUGCAAAAAUCCAUGAUAAGUCCGUAGCGGCACAGGUGGGUCAAUGUCAACAAUCCUCACGAUCGGCAUCGGUUGUCGAAUCGCCGUCGUCGGUGUCGUGCAUUGCCGAUCAAUGUCACGUGGUCCCUCGGGUUAUGGGAUCGGCCCCGUCGCCGUCGGAUGGGCUUGUCAAUCGUUCGUUAUCGUCCGUUUCGUCGUCGGUUCCGCCAGUUGUACCGCCAUGCUCGCCCCAAAGCUCCUCGCAAGUGAUGAAUUGCCAAACAGUAACUCCAAAUCAAUCUUUCGUUUCGAAAGCAUGCAUGUCAUCGGUGUUCAUGCUUACUGCCUACGUCAAAGUAAAACACGGUCAUGGCAGUUAUAUUCUCGCUCGCGCCUUGCUGGAUUGUGCUUCUGAAGCAAAUUUUGUAACAGAAUCUCUCGCUCAACGACUCUGUUCGAAACGCACGUCAGCAAAAAUCGAAGUGUACGGUAUUAGCCAAUCAGUCAAACAAGUGAAACACAAAACCAAUAUCACUGUGUCGUCACGAUCUGAAUCGUACACAACCACUAUGGAAUUCCUGAUAUUGUCUACACUAACCAGGAUUCUGCCCACCACAACGGUGGAUAUCUCGAAAUGGGUCAUUCCACGCCACCUUCCGCUUGCUGAGCCCAAAUUCAAUGUCGCUCAUGACGUGGACCUCAUCAUUGGUGUCAAAAACUUCUUCUCAAUUUUGGAGAACGACCAAAUCUCGCUAGGCGCAGGUUUACCAGUGCUACGUAAAACAGUUUUCGGAUAUGUCGUUGCUGGUGAAGCUGAGCAGAAAACUGCUCCAACCGUUGUGUGUAACAUAACUUCGAUCGACAACUUGGAGUCGAUGGUUCACAAGUUUUGGGAGGUGGAGAGUUUCGAGAAGGGCAAGGCGCUAUCGUUAGAGGAGCUGUACUGCGAGAAUCAUUUUCGGAAGACACAUUCCAGAGCCUCUGAUGGUCGGUACGUGGUUCGUUUGCCGAUUCGUGGGGAAAUGCUUGACACGUUGGGAGAGUCGUUCAAAAUCGCUGAACGCAGAUUCUCAGCGAUCGAGAGAAAGCUAUCGUCAGACCCACAACUACACGCAGAGUAUUCCAAGUUUAUGGAUGAGUAUUUAUCGUUGGAGCACAUGGAGGAAAACACGACCGAAAUUCCUCCAACAACACCACACUUCUAUCUUCCUCAUCAUGCGAUUCAGCGACCGGACAGCACAACCACCAAAACACGUGUAGUGUUUGAUGCCUCGUGUAGGGGCAGCAACAAUAUUUCGUUGAAUGAUCUCUGCUACAUCGGCCCCACUGUUCAACCACCGCUCGUCUCUACUCUCAUCAAUUUUCGUGUUCCUCGGUAUGCAGUGAGUGCAGAUGCCGAAAAAUAUAUCGGCAAGUGUGGGUUCACCCUGAUGAUUGCUUGCUGCAACUGA